Vigna radiata var. radiata (mung bean) is the source of this 1413-nucleotide messenger RNA. Its product is annotated as pentatricopeptide repeat-containing protein At3g12770. The transcript has a single exon. The record is from RefSeq and is a predicted model, not a curated record. Lineage: Eukaryota; Viridiplantae; Streptophyta; Magnoliopsida; Fabales; Fabaceae. Gene Ontology annotation, biological process: RNA modification. The coding region runs from base 1 to 1413 and encodes 470 amino acids. Gene Ontology annotation, molecular function: protein binding; RNA binding.
AUGUCUAAGUCCAACAUAUUUGAGUUUUUGCACCAAUCUCGUGUAAGUGGCGAUGUCUCAGCCAUUAAGAAACUCCACGCUCAGCUACUCAGAACAGGCAUGAUCUUCCUAUCCCAUCAUCUCCACACCCAACUCAUUUCCACAUACGCAGCCUGCCUCCCUUACAACAACCUUCACUUGGUCAAUAACUUCUUCAAAUGCAUGAAUUCCACCAACCCAUUACACUUCAACGUCAUAAUAUCUUAUUUCUGUCGCAAAGGUUUCCCCUUUCUCGCUCUCGCCUCCUUCUCCUUCAUGCACAGCAACGGAGUCCCCUUAGAUACCUACGCUUUGUGUAGCACGUUGACCGCCUCAUCCAAAGUCAAAGACCUUAAUUUUGGGAUGCAGAUACAUACCCAGAUGGUAAAAUCAGGUUGGUCUUCUAGCGUGUUUGUUGGUAGUGCUCUCAUCGAUCUCUACUCCAAAUUGUCCAAUGUACAAGAUGCAGCCCUUGUGUUCGAUGAAAUUCCCGACAAGAACACCGUGUGUGCCAAUGCACUUUUGUCAGGUUAUGCCGAAGCUGGGCUUUGGGUUCGGGACCUUGAACUUGUUAGGAAGAUGCACGAGUUGAAAUUGAAGCAUGAUCACUUUACUCUAUCAGCAGCUUUGCGUGCAUGCACCGGAUUGUCUGCUGUUGAAAUGGGUAGGCAAGUGCAUGGUUACUUGCUCCGUACGAUACCUGAUGUAGAGAGUGAUGUGUUUCUCCAGAGCGCGUUGAUCGAGAUGUAUGGAAAGUGUGGAUUAGUAAAGAAGGCUCGGCAAGUGUUGGACUUGGAUGGGAUGGAGAUUAGGAAAGAAGGAAGAAGCAGGGACAUUGUGUUAUGGACUUCAAUGCUGGGUGUGUACGGUAGGAAUGGACAUUACAAGGAAGUGAUUGAUUUGUUUGAUGAGAUGAGGAUGGAAGGAAUCCGGGCGGACGGAAUAGCAUUCUUGACAGUGAUAUCUGCUUGUGGUCGCACUGGCCAAGUUCAUGCUGGUGUCAAGUAUUUUGAAUCAAUGACUAAUGAGUUCAAGUUAGAUCCUGGUCCAGAACAUUACAGCUGCCUGGUUGAUUUACUUUGUAGGGCUGGUGAAUUGCAGAGGACGUGGGAAUUGUUGAAUGAGACACUCUAUAAGGGAAUGGGAAAUUGUAGUGUUUCAAUGUGGGGAGCUCUACUGAGUGCUUGUGUGGAUCGAGGGGAUUUAGAGCUGGGAAAAUUGGCAGCAAAGAGGGCUCUAGAGUUAGAUCCUCAAAAUGUUGGGAUAUGCAUUAUGCUGUCAAAUCUUUAUGCUCGGUUUGGCAUGUGGGAGGAAAUUGGAAACUUGAGGGAAUUGAUCAAAACAAGAGGUUUAACAAAAGAUGUUGGAUGCAGUUGGGUUCAGAUCACUCACUAG